Messenger RNA from Aureobasidium namibiae CBS 147.97, 690 nucleotides. RefSeq lists its product as uncharacterized. The annotation marks the transcript as partial. NCBI's taxonomy places the organism in Eukaryota, Fungi, Ascomycota, Dothideomycetes, Dothideales, Saccotheciaceae. The transcript has a single exon. The record is from RefSeq and is a predicted model, not a curated record. Gene Ontology annotation, molecular function: ubiquitin protein ligase activity; zinc ion binding.
CGCAAACAAGCACCACAGAAGUAUGCUACUAUUGCCCAUCGUGCCACGACGCAGCGUAUGGUCGUCAUCGACAGACGCCGCACGAGUAAUCAUGACUGCCCACAUCAACCUCCACACUGUCCCAUGGAAGAGAUCGACCUUGCUGGCAGCACAGGCAACAUCUACACAGUCAAGAUAACCCACGUGCCCGAGUGCACCUGCCCAGACUUUCGUGUCAGAGGAAAUCCACAGUGCAAACAUAUUCUGUAUGUUCUGCUGAAAGUUCUGAAGGCGUCUGAGCCUUUGAACUUUCAAGUAGCAUUCUUGACCUCGGAACUGGAAGAGAUCUUCGACCACGCCGGACCUCUGCCCACCGAGACGAUCCACGCCGAAGAUAAAGACGGAAAGCGUAAACCCAUCGAGGGAGAUUGUCCAAUCUGCUGCGAAGAGCUCUCCAAAGAAAAGGAGGCCAUCGUCUGGUGUCAAGCCGCGUGCGGUAACAAUCUCCACAAAACCUGCUUUGACCAAUGGGCUGCAACAAAGGGUCACGGCCAAGUGACAUGUCCUUACUGCAGAACACAGUGGCAGAAUGCAAUCGAUAGCAGUUCUUUGAAGGGAUUGGUCAAGACUGGCCAUAAGAACCAGGAUGGCUAUAUCAACGUGGCAGACCAGAUCGGACUUCCCAGAGUGAGAGACUACUCCACGUACCAU